GUCUAAAACUCGAGGUGAUGGACGCUCUUCUACACGAGCAAAAAUACAUAAAAUAAGAACGAAUCUCAGAAAAAAAAAAAAAAACAAAACAAAAAAACAAAAAAAAAGAAGAAAUCAGACUAAAUUCAUAAUUCUCAAUCCGAAUUGAAAAUCCGUUGGAACUUUUUCAAAUAUUUCUGAGAUUUCGCUUUUCUGGAGGGAAAAUGUCGCUGGAUCUGAUGCUAAAGCCUUGCUGCAGUGGUUGUCGAUCAACCACGGAGCUUUACGGCAGCAAUUGCAAGCACAUGACUCUCUGCUUGACAUGCGGCAAAACCAUGGCUGAGAACCACGUCAAGUGCAGCGAGUGUGGCGUUGCCGUGACUCGGUUAAUACGAGAAUAUAAUGUUCGUGCAAGUUCUACCAACGACAAGAACUACUUUAUUGGUAGAUUUGCCGGUGGGUUGCCAAAUUUUUCAAAAAAGAAGAAUGCUGAAAACAGGUGGUCUCUUAUUAAAGAUGGACUGCAAGGACGCCAAGUCACUGAUACCUUGCGGGAGAAGUAUAAGAACAAACCUUGGCUCUUGGAGGACGAAACAGGCCAGUAUCAGUAUCAGGGUCAGCUUGAAGGUGCACAAUCAGCAACUUAUUACCUCUUAAUUAAGCAAGGGAAGGAGUUUGCUGCCAUUCCUGCUGCUUCGUGGUACAACUUUAAUAAGGUUGCACAGUAUAAACAACUUACUUUGGAGGAAGCAGAAGAGAAGAUGAAGAAUCGGAAGAAGACUGCAGAUGGUUAUCAAAGAUGGAUGAUGAAAGCUGCAAAUAAUGGCGCUGCUGCAUUUGGUGAAGUGGAGAAGUUUGAUGACAAAGAUAGUAGUGCUGCUGCUGGAAGAGGACGUAGAAAAGCAUCUGGUGAUGAUGAUGAAGGCAAUGUAUCGGAUAGAGGGGAAGAAGAUGGAGACGAAGAGGCAGCAAGAAAGAAUAGACUUGGACUAAACAAAAAAUCUGGUGAUGAUGAUGAUGAAGAAGGUCCAAGGGAACGCGACCUUGAUUUGGAUGAUGAUGAUGUUGAGAAGGGUGAUGAUUGGGAGCAUGAAGAAAUUUUUACUGAUGACGAUGAAGCUGUUGGUAAUGAUCCAGAAGAAAGGGAAGAUUUGGCACCUGAAGUUCCAGCUCCACCAGAAAUUAAGCAGGACGAUGAGGAUGAAGAUGAAGAUGACGAAGAUGGGGGUGGACUGAGCAAAUCUGGAAAAGAGUUGAAGAAGUUGCUUGGGCGAACUGGUGGGCUAAAUGAUUCAGAUGCAGAGGAUGAUGAUGAUGAUGAAGAUAUGGAGGAUGAGAUUGGCCUUCCCCCAGCAGUGACUACAAAGAAAGAAGCACCUAAAGAGGAACCCGCAGACAGCACUCCUGUAAAACCAGUGCCUUCUGGAUCUGCCAAGGGAACCCCAUCUUCCUCUAAAUCAUCAAAAACAAAGAGAAAACUGAACGUUGAUGAUGCUAAAUCCUCUAAUGGUGCACCACCAAAGAAGGUGAAGACAGAAAAUGAACAAAAAACUUCUGCUAAAGAUGAGUCGUUGCCAGCUUCUAAAAAUAAUUUGCCUUCAAAGGGCACGCAACAAUCCUCCAAAACAGCAGGGACUUCAUCUGCUGGACCUGUAACUGAAGAAGAAAUCAGGGCUGUUUUGAUGCAAAAGACACCAGUGACCACGCAGGAUCUUGUUGCAAAAUUUAAGGCGAGGCUCAGAUGUUCGGAGGACAAGACUGCUUUUGCUGAAAUCCUGAGAAGAAUUUCCAAGAUACAAAAGUCCAACGGAUCCAAUUACGUUGUGCUGAGGGAUAAAUGAUUGGGAUCCAAAACCAGGAUGUAUUUUUAACCAUUCGUACAGUUAGGGUGUAACCCAUAACCACGGAGUCUCUGUCUGAAGAGUAUUUGAUAUAAUGCGGUACCCUUUUUACUGGAAUUCAUAUUGUGCUUCUCACCUGUAUAUUUGAUGGCUUUGUUCUU
Molecule: messenger RNA, 1981 nt
Organism: Ziziphus jujuba (common jujube)
Lineage: Eukaryota; Viridiplantae; Streptophyta; Magnoliopsida; Rosales; Rhamnaceae
Product: transcription initiation factor IIF subunit alpha
Exons: 10
Coding region: 204-1820 (538 amino acids)
Biological process (GO): positive regulation of transcription elongation by RNA polymerase II; transcription initiation at RNA polymerase II promoter
Cellular component (GO): nucleus; transcription factor TFIIF complex
Molecular function (GO): RNA polymerase II general transcription initiation factor activity; TFIIF-class transcription factor complex binding; DNA binding
Source: RefSeq, a predicted model, not a curated record